UCUUUAUACGUAAACCGAUACUACCUAGAAAAUCAAAAUUGGGAUGGCAGCUUAUUUUCACAAGUUGGUCAUCCUUGUUUACUGUAAGUACAGUCACAAACAAGUAACAUUGGGCCAGAAUUUACGUAAUUCAUUCAAUUUAUCAUUCAAUUUAUAUUACUGGAAACUCGGCUUGAGCAGCCGGUUAUGAACUUUCUUUAAAGUAUUUUGCCCUUCUGCUUAUUUUUAAGACUCGAGAUUUCAUCGAAAAUGAUGUGGUCAAGAGUAAAGUCAUCGGUGGAGCUUUGUAAGCCGGCAUUGGCUUUUAUGAACGGAAGCAAGCUACUACAUGUCACACCAUCUCAACAUCUGAACCUGGUUCCCAUGGUCAUAGAACAGACAGGGCGAGGCGAAAGAGCAUAUGAUAUUUAUUCACGAUUGCUUAAGGAAAGAAUUAUCUGCGUGAUGGGUCCUAUUAAUGACGAUUUGUCAUCACUAGUCGUGGCUCAGCUCUUGUUUUUGCAAUCUGAGAGCAGCAAGAAACCAGUUCACAUGUACAUUAAUAGCCCAGGUGGAAGUGUUACUGCCGGAUUAGGUAUAUAUGACACCAUGCAGUAUAUUCUUCCACCAAUAGCAACUUGGUGUGUUGGACAAGCAUGUAGUAUGGCAAGCUUGUUAUUGGCUGGAGGUGCUCCAGGCAUGCGCCAUUCUUUACCUCAUGCACGCAUCAUGAUUCAUCAACCCUCUGGACAAGCAGUGGGGCAAGCCACAGACAUUGUUCUACAAGCGGAAGAAAUUAUGAAACUGAAGAGAUUAAUAAAUAAUCUAUAUGUCAAGCACACCAACUUACCAUUGGAAACAAUAGAAGCAAAUAUGGAACGAGAUAAAUUUAUGAAUCCUCUGGAGUCAAAAGAAUUUGGACUUAUUGACAAAAUUUUAGACCAACCACCUAAACAUGGAGAGCAGAGAGAUGAAUCUAAUUCUCAACAGCAACAACCUCAUUCUGUCUGAGUUAUUUUCGAAAAGAAACUUCAACAUUACGUUGAAAAAAGUCUGUGUUUCUUUCUUAAUAGUCACUGAAGCAAACAUUUUGACUUGGACAAAUUGAUGACGUCCUUGACAUUGUCAGUGUAAAAUUUUACUGUUCCAAUAAACACAACUUUUUUUCAUUGCAAA
Messenger RNA from Frankliniella occidentalis (western flower thrips), 1155 nucleotides. RefSeq names its product ATP-dependent Clp protease proteolytic subunit (gene ClpP). The record is from RefSeq and is a predicted model, not a curated record. Gene Ontology annotation, molecular function: ATPase binding; ATP-dependent peptidase activity; serine-type endopeptidase activity. The coding region runs from base 250 to 990 and encodes 246 amino acids. Gene Ontology annotation, biological process: protein quality control for misfolded or incompletely synthesized proteins. NCBI's taxonomy places the organism in Eukaryota, Metazoa, Arthropoda, Insecta, Thysanoptera, Thripidae. The transcript has 7 exons. Gene Ontology annotation, cellular component: endopeptidase Clp complex.